Molecule: messenger RNA, 2067 nt
Organism: Orbicella faveolata
Lineage: Eukaryota; Metazoa; Cnidaria; Anthozoa; Scleractinia; Merulinidae
Product: 5'-3' exoribonuclease 1-like
Biological process (GO): rRNA catabolic process; nuclear-transcribed mRNA catabolic process
Cellular component (GO): nucleus
Molecular function (GO): RNA binding; 5'-3' RNA exonuclease activity
Source: RefSeq, a predicted model, not a curated record
UUAUUGCUAUUAUUAUUCUUGGUAAGAGACCAAAUCAAUUACGUUUUUGGAGUCACAAUUGAAAAUUGGGUCUAAUGACAUAAGAUUUACCUGUUUUUAAGCUAGUAAAAUCUCUGGACAUAAAAUAAUUUUUACUUGGAUCACAUCUGUUUUUGUCACAUUUAAAGCAACCUCCCUCAAGUGGAUUGGUGUUUUGCGAGGUCAUAGGUUCAAAUUUAGAAGGUGCUAAAAUUACUUUGAGAUUUUUGGAUUUGCAGUACGAUGGAAUGAUGAAAUUUUUUGGAAAAUUCUUUUAAUUUAAGAUUAGAUUCCAAAAAUGUAGUUGUUUUUUGAUGAUGCAAUUUAGGUUGCGCCAGUGUGGGUUGAAAGUUGUUACAAAUGUGUUUAUAAUCAAGCCCUGAUUUUUUGCUUGGGUAAAUGUUUCCCUGGAAUAAUUGAAGCUAUAGAAAAUUGUUGUCAAUUAGGUUUACUGGAUAGCCUCGGUUCACCAAAUAACCUUGGUAUUCUUCACAUCUUUUGCUUAAAAAAAUCAUCUUGGGAGCAGUUCCUCCUCAAUCUUAAGGCAACCACAAUAGCAAGGCUUUAAAUACAUGUUGUGGAUGGGAACUGGAGAGGGGUGAGGUAUAAAUGACUCUCUGUUGGUUUGGAAUACACAUCAGUUCUAUUGAAACCAGGAAUGCCUUAGGCCUCAAAAGCCUCCCACCUUAGAAACUUUCACUCAAUAUGUCAGAUCUCUCUAUCCCACCAUUAUAUUUGAACUUGUAUUCUCUGACAGUCAUCUCAAUGUUUUAGAUGUCACUUCACAUCUAAUUGACCGGUUUUGAAAUCAGGCAAUUCCGUUGACCAUGAAUAGACUGAGUAAUAAUAUUGAGACUCUGCUUUUGAAAAAUGAUGGUUGUAAACUUAGAACCUGUGAUGGAAGCUAUCAGAUUGCAAGUAAAGGCACUGAAAGGCUGGGAUGCAAUGAAUUUACCUAAAGGGCACUCUUUCUAACAUAAGAAUACCUGUUUUUUAACCUAGGUUUCCUAAGCUUUUUGAAUACCUGGCUAAGAUGUCCUCAAAUGAUCGCUGCUUUGCAAAGGAUUUGGAUAAAGAUGGAAAUGGGUCCAAGCCUUUAUCAGAAGUACAAGGCUGGCUGAAAACGGUACCUGCACUCAACUUAGAGCCAGUAAAAUGCGGCAGCAUCAGUUUAGAUGAGCCAGUUGUUGAAGCUAUUGAGGAGGCAGUGCAACAAACUAAGAAAUUGAACCAGAAGGCCAAGACAGUGAAAGUACGUGUUCGCCCUUAUCUCCUGUUCAGGCCUUCUGAACAUCUAGGAGCCGUUCUUCCUGACAAUGAUGCAACUUUUGAGCUAUUUGAUAGAGUUGUUAAUGUCAAACUCAAUGCCGCUGUUCCAUUUGGUUUAAGAGGAACAAUAGUUGGCAUCCAUCAAGGUGAAGACCCAUCUUCUGUCCAGUAUGAAGUUGUUUUUGAUGAACCCUUUCUUGGUGGAGUACCACUAAGAUGCUCAUCCAACAAAGUGUACUUAAUGGGAGCUGCAUCACUUAUCAACAUCAGUUAUGGUGCUCGGUGUGAAGCAAAAAAGGUUGAAGAGAAGUCGGGAGGCAAAAGUCAACACCUAAGAGGGAGAGCUUCGUUUAGUCCCAACCUGGGUGCAUCACCUGAAUUGGACAAGAAAAGCAAGAACACAAAACUGUCAGCAGAUGUGAGGCUGAAUUCUCCAGGUCUGUACCUAUAUUGUGGCACCUUUUAAAAGAAUGAUAGUAUGAUAGUCAAUAUUUUGUUUGUUUGGCCUAUAUGUAUUCCUCAAAAACUAGGUCUGCAAUACAUACUUGUGGGCUUAUGCUUAGUUUUAUUCCAUUCAGUUGGAGAUCACUGGCAAGAUAAAGGUGUAGAAAUAGGUGAAUUAUGUAACAUCAUUUUUUUUUGGAUUUCUGGUAUCAGCAAACACAAGUAGUUACAGCUUUUAAGUGGGAAAUUUAUUGUAGGAUCCUGUUUGCUUACUUACUUUAUCCUCUAAUAAUAAUUAACCGCGCAGCCAUGGGCCGAGCGCGGUUCUAGGUUUAC